Molecule: messenger RNA, 1151 nt
Organism: Loa loa (African eye worm)
Lineage: Eukaryota; Metazoa; Nematoda; Chromadorea; Rhabditida; Onchocercidae
Product: adaptin ear-binding coat-associated protein 1
Exons: 4
Coding region: 37-675 (212 amino acids)
Biological process (GO): endocytosis
Cellular component (GO): membrane; clathrin vesicle coat
Source: RefSeq, a predicted model, not a curated record
AGCCUUGUCUGGAUCACUUUGCGCAACUUGUGGCUAAUGGCUGAAGAAUACGAAAGUGUUUGUCUGGUGAAAUCUGAAGUUUUCGUUUAUCGCAUACCACCUCUUACCAGUAAUCGAGGACAUAAGGCCGCAGAUUGGAAGCUAGAUGAACCAGACUGGACAGGACGUAUGCGUUUGGUAGCUGUUGGUAAUAAGUUGGAAUUACGUUUGGAAGAUAAAGUAUCUGGGCAGUUGUUUGCGAAAUGUCCAAUAGAUGAAUAUCCAGGUCUCAGCAUCGAGCCUGUCCUUGACUCUUCACGGUAUUUUGUCGUUCGAUUGAAAAAUGACAACGGUCAAACAGCUUUUAUCGGUUUGGGGUUUGCUGACCGGAGUGAUUCAUUUGAUCUGAAUGUUGCGUUACAAGAGCAUUUCAAAUACAUUGAAAAAAGCGCGGAACUCUGUAAAGAACAAAUGAAUGAUCAACCAAAGUUGGACCUUGGUUUCAAAAAAGGGCAAACUAUAACUAUAAAUUUUGGGAAAAAAACAACAAAUCCUCAGCAAGCGAGAGUAUCAUCAUCAGAUGCAAGCAGCAAUUGUGGAAGCUUUCCAUUGUUGCCGCCACCACCAUCAGCAACUUCUCCUAUCAGUCAGCGUGCACGCAACAUUCCAGGCACGAGAGCGAAAUUCGUACCUUAAUCAUUUUUGUGGUUGAUCUCUUUUCACAUAGUCAUUGAUUUUGUGAAGGACAUAUACCAAUCUGUAUAUAGUUAAACAUAAUUACAACUUCUGCUAUGAAUAUGUUUCACUUGCGAGUUAGGAAUUCACCGGUAAGGUAUGUCUUGUGGUGGAGUGGUUUUGGCUCUGCUUGAUUCAUUAUUGUUUUUUUUUUCCGGCAUACAUUCAUUAAUAUGACUCUUGUAGUUCCAGUCUUGUUUCACCGCAUGCAUAUUGUAUUUGGGUCUUGUCACUGUUGACUGCAAUUUUGUAUCGAGCAGCUUUUCCAUCUGUGAUGUUUUCAUAGAACUUACGACCUUUUUUUUCAUGUUUACUAAUUGGUAACGCAUUCUGAAAAAGAUGUGAUCCAUUACGAAUAGGUGAUGUACGUCGUCGAUGUGAUAAAUUAGUAAUCGAAAGAAGAAAAAACUGAAUAUUUUAAUGAAGUAUACAUCUUG